ACAAAUUCAAGUGAAACACAUAUUGACAGUCUUUAUCCUCUCCUGUAAGAUUUCACUGUGAGAUAUUGAAGUCUAGUCUGUUCUUAAAAGCUUUAGUCAUGCCGCGGAGAGAUUUUGACAACUUCAGUAGCUCAUCGAGAAUUAUUAUAAAAUACCAUUUCGGUUUCUAAUUAAUAGUAAUGAUAGAUAUUGAUACAAUAACUGUACAUAUGCCAUAAUACCAGUUCAAGGACUGUUAUCAUGACAGGCUUUUGAAUUCUUAUAGUAGCUAGUCGUUACUUUUAUGAGAGUGCGUGUGUUUCAAAACCUCGCUGCCUGCUGCUUAGACAGCUCAGAAGGUUUGAGACACAGCCGGUAUUGAUUUCAUCUGUGCUUGCGUCUAAUUUAAGGAUGUUGUCUAAUCGCACCCUGAUGUGCACACUCUGCAGAGCCCAUAGCUGUAUGCUGGUGCAGACGCGGAUAAUCUAACACCUAUUUUUAUGCGAAAAAUACAUAAAGAGGUCAGGCUUGUCUAACUGACGUCAGUGAGAUAUCACUCAGUCACCAGACGUGCGUUAUUUUUUCAUUGGUGGUCAUCAUGACAUCAUUAAAUACCGGAGAGGAAUACCGGGAGACCUCAGAGGUUUUGGUUUAGUGAUGAGGAUUUCCUGUCGGAUGCGGCAAACCGGCAUCAUUGUUCAGCAGAUAUUGUAACUGAGAGCUUGGAGUGGUUCUGGAAGGACUCUAUCUGUAAAUUAAAGCCAUGGGGAAGGAUUACUAUAAGAUCCUUGGCAUACCUUCAGGCUCUAAUGAGGAUGAAAUCAAAAAAGCCUACAGGAGGAUGGCCCUAAAGUUUCAUCCAGACAAAAACAAGGAUCCUAAUGCUGAAGAGAAGUUUAAGGAGAUAGCAGAGGCUUAUGAGGUUCUGAGUGACCCAAAGAAGAGAGUGAUCUAUGACCAGUAUGGUGAGGAUGGUUUGAAAGCAGGUGGCACAGGCUCAUCUAGUGGACAAGGGACUACAUAUCACUACACUUUCCAUGGGGAUCCACAUGCCACCUUUGCUUCUUUCUUUGGAGGCUCCAACCCCUUCGAUAUAUUCUUUGGCUCUGGACGCCAGCGAGGAACGACUAAUGGUUUUGCAGACCAUGGUGACCAUGACAUGGACAUUGACAUGGAUGGAGAUGAUGAUCCUUUCAGUUCCUUCAGCCACUUUGGCUUCAAUGGUAUUAAUGGUUUUCAUCAUGGUGGAGGUCGAAGACAUCGUAAUGAGCAACUUCAUGGUGGCCGUAGGAAAGUGCAGGACCCUCCGGUGGUACAUGAGCUUAAAGUGUCUCUAGAGGAGAUCUUCCAUGGAUGUACCAAGCGGAUGCGAAUCACUCGCCGACGACUGAACCCAGAUGGAAGGACAAUGAGGACAGAGGACAAGAUCCUUAACAUUGUCAUCAAGAGAGGCUGGAAGGAAGGGACCAAGAUCACCUUCCCCAAAGAGGGUGAUGAGACGCCUGAGAACAUUCCUGCUGAUAUUGCAUUUGUGCUCAAGGACAAAGGGCACCCACUCUUUAAAAGGGAUGGCUCCAACAUCAUUUACACAGCCAAGAUUGGUCUUAAGGAGGCUUUGUGUGGCUGCACAGUGAACAUUCCCACCAUUGACAACCGAGCGAUCACAUUGCCCUGCAACGAUAUCAUCAAACCAGGCACAAUCAAGAGACUGCGUGGAGAAGGCCUGCCUUUCCCAAAAAAUCCAUCCCAGCGUGGGGAUUUGAUAGUGGAGUUCCAGGUGCGUUUCCCAGACAGAAUACCACCUCAGUCCAAAGAGAUCAUCAAACAGCACCUACCACAGUCUUAGAAGAUGUUCAGUGGAAUUACUUUAUGCUUGCGUUUUUCAAACACACGUUUUCCUUAAAAAUACAGACACUGAAUUUGAAGAGGGACAAAUAUGUCGCAAGGACCAGAGGCUCAUUUGAUAUUUUGUUACAGUUUUAAUUAAUUUAUUAUCAAUUUCACUGAACAUAUGGAACGCCGAUUUUUUGUUUUGUUUUUUGGACAUGUUUUGAACUUUUUUUUUUUUUAAAUAAUCUUUUAUUAUUUCCCUUUAACAGUUUUUAAUCUCUGUAUUAAUAUGUUGAAGGCAAACAGUUAUAAAGAAAAACAAAAUGACUGGAUGGAAGGUUAAUAUUUUUGGUGCAAUGAUGGAGAUGUGGACGAUCCAAAAACAACUGGCUAUUUAUUCUGAAUUUGAAUCUGUGUUGUUUUGUAGCAGAUUAAACUCUUUUCCAAUGUAAUAACUGAUAAGCUUGUUUUGAAUGUUGAUCAUGUAAGACAACUAAAGUGUUGAGACUUCUGGAUUUUUAGGAAUUUGAGCACCAGCAGAGACGUUCGGCAAGGAUUUGAUAUAUUUCCACCCAUCUAUACAGGUGCUUUCUGGUAAUUUUUGAAGUACCAGGUAAUGGUAUUUCUGGUAAACAUUUAGUGGUGUGAUUUUUUUAGAUCACAUAAAUUUUGAGUGCCUUAAAAUGGCUCAAACCAGCUGUUUUAUUUUCAUUAGCAUAGACAUAAGGGUAUUAUUGAAACAAAUCAGAUUAUUUUGUAAUUUCAGGACCUUAAAUAAUCACGGUGCUCGUAACAUGUCAUUGUUUCUGUGGAACACAUGAGUUAACCAGAAGAAUGUCCAGGAUGUUUUUCCAAAAAAUAAAAGACUAAAACAUAUAAAACAAAUCAAAGAACAAAAAAUAUAAUGGCCACCAUAGACAAUAUCUUAUAUAUCGUAUGUGUGCAGUCAUAUUUGUCAAUCCAAGUUAUAUUAUAGGUUACAUACAGUUAUUUGGCACUUCACAUGGAUCAUACAAAACAAAAAUCUUUGACCUAGACCGUCUUGGUCAUGUGUACACAACAUUUUACAAUUUGGUCUAACAAAUUGUCCUUAUUAACAGUUCUUUAUUGUUUUAACCGAGAGAAGGAAUGUUUCAGUGAAUGAAUAAUAUAAAUUCUGGUCUGUUCCUGUCAGGUUUUUUUUUUUUUUUUUUUGUCAGAAUUUGACAGUGAAAAUUCACUUUCAUUAUAUAGAAAAGAACAGCCUGGUCAUUCUGUUAAAUAACACAUUUUGUGUCCCAUGGAAAAAAUAAUAUGGACAAUAUAAUUGUUAAAUGAUCAUUGAAGCAAGUAACUAUUGGAAAAUGCUCAUUUGUUUAUAUUAGUAUACACACCACACCAUACAUUAAAAGACACAAACAUCCUCCAAAGUGCAGCAUUGCAGUCUCAGUAUAUUAAGAUGAAAAUGCCAUUUUGUAUUCCUAUGAGCAAAUGAAAGUGAAUGAAAAACUGUUGCUCAAUGUUGAUUAGUGUUUGAAGAUCGGUCGGUGUGAAACUGAGAACUGUGAUGUCAAAAGUUUUUCUUUUUUGAAAUACAGAUCUUCAUUGUUCAGUAACCACCGCUACAAAUAUUGCAAACUUUUUUUAUGAAGUUAUGAGGGAUUGAUUUGUUUUUCGAACAGCUUUUUACUACAUACUGUAUUUCACACUUUUAAAUGUGUGCAAUGUGAAAUAAAUUGCAAUAGUUGUCUGUAUUUUAGUUUAGGUUUAUAUAAAGCACAGAGUCUCCUUUCAAUGGAUUUGUGAUGUACCAUCUUUCUACGGUAACAACAGCCUUUGAGUAACAGCACUUUCUAUAUAAGCUACAGUUUCCCGGGAUCCAUCCAGGAUAUCUCUUAUACAGUCAUAAAGGCCUGUUCACACCAAGAACAAUGACUAUAAAGAUAAUGAUAAAAAUACAGUUCUAAAAAUCAUUUUAAAUAUAAAAGAAUAGCAGAGUCCACACCACAACUCUAACAUUAUCGUUGAGAUCACUUUCAGAUUUUUUUCCAGCUGAUAAACGAUAAAAACAUUGACAGCCAAUCAGAAUCCAUUCUGCUUUAAAGAGCUCGAGCAUUUAAAGUGGCAGACGACAAAACUGCAGCACUGGCUUAGAAUAGCGGACGCUAAUGUAGAUAUCAUUAUAGUUAUCUUUAUAGUUAUCGUUCUUGGUGUGAACGGGCCUUAACUAUGUCAUUUAAUCAUUACUGUAUUUGGUGAUAAAUUGAAAGAACACAACCUUUUUAAAGACUGGUGUAAAAUAGUUUUGUUAUGUGCUGUAAGGAUUGUUAAACCAUUGUAUUCAUGGGACUUUUGAACAUCCAGCCACUUCUGUUUGAAUUUGAACGUCAGAUUUGAAAUGUCUCAUGUUUAUGACUUCUGUCCUCAUGUAUAAAUAUCCAGCUCCCUAUGUCCAUCGGGAGGAUAAAUCAAUGCAGAAAGCAA
Messenger RNA from Megalobrama amblycephala (Wuchang bream), 4272 nucleotides. RefSeq names its product DnaJ heat shock protein family (Hsp40) member B5 (gene dnajb5). Gene Ontology annotation, cellular component: cytosol. Gene Ontology annotation, biological process: negative regulation of transcription by RNA polymerase II. Gene Ontology annotation, molecular function: protein-folding chaperone binding. NCBI's taxonomy places the organism in Eukaryota, Metazoa, Chordata, Actinopteri, Cypriniformes, Xenocyprididae. The record is from RefSeq and is a predicted model, not a curated record. Bases 743 to 1825 code for a protein of 360 amino acids. The transcript is spliced from 4 exons.